Trichoderma citrinoviride is the source of this 2058-nucleotide messenger RNA. RefSeq names its product glycosyltransferase family 4 protein. Bases 1 to 2058 code for a protein of 685 amino acids. The transcript has 8 exons. The record is from RefSeq and is a predicted model, not a curated record. Lineage: Eukaryota; Fungi; Ascomycota; Sordariomycetes; Hypocreales; Hypocreaceae. Gene Ontology annotation, molecular function: glycosyltransferase activity.
AUGACCAAAGAGCCUAGCCAGGAAUUCCACGUCAGCACCUCUCUCCGCCGGAAAUCCCAAGCAGAAAAACUCGUCCAAGCAGAAGGGUGCUUCGGCCUCAGUUUAACACCCAUCUUUGUCGGAAUCUCAGCCGUGUCAUCCGGAUACAAGACGUACCUGGUUUCUUUCGCGGUUCGCGAUGCGACGUAUCUCAUCGAUUUCUCGAUCAAAACCGUGACUGCACCAGAAGGCAACAAUGGCCAAGAUUUUCUCGCAGACUACAUCAUCAACUCGCUCCGAUGGUAUGAGCACAGAACUUUCACCAAGGCUGUCGGCGCUGGACUUCCCCAUUCAUUGAAGACGACGAGCCCGUCGCUCUGCUCACGGCUCUGGCUUGAACUGGAUAUCGUCCCUAUCGUUAUUCAGCAACCCCAUGAGCAUGCAGAGCGGAUAGCUCUGUGGCUCAGCAAGCGGGUGGACGAACAAGCCGAUUCAAUGGCGAGAAAAUGCAUCAUGAAUUUCGGCCCUUCAUUGGCUCCUCUUCUACAAGUUGCAUGGCGUGGCAUUGUGGAGGUUGAUGCAUCAUUCCAAGCACCUCUCAUUUCCCUCGAGGAUUACAAAACUACCUGCAGCUUUGCAUCCUGGGAGACAGUCAUGCAUUACGCAAAGACUUUACGGAAGCACAAGACCAAGAUUGCUUUCUUCAGCAGCACCCCCCAAGGUGGUGGUGUGGCUCUGAUGCGGCACGCUCUCGUCCGAUUCUCUCGCGUGAUGGGGGUCGACCUUCGCUGGUACGUGCCCAAGCCUCAUCCGGGAGUGUUCCGCAUCACAAAGAAUAUCCAUAAUACUCUCCAAGGAGUGAGCCCUGAGGGUCAGUUCAUUUCAGCAGAAGAAAAGGAUUCUAUACUCAAAUGGAUCACCGACAACGGAAAUCGGUACUGGUUCUCUGAUGGAGGGCCUCUGUGCCGACCAGAGAAAGGUGGCGCCGAUAUCGUUAUUAUUGACGAUCCGCAAAUGCCGUGCCUCAUCCCGCUCAUCAAAAAGCUCACGCCAUCUCGGCCAGUCUUCUAUCGAUCACAUAUCCAGAUUCGUACAGACCUGAUUAAAAAGGCCGAUUCUCCUCAAGCAGACGUUUGGGACUUUCUUUGGCAAAACAUCAAGCAAGCAGACUUGUUCAUCAGCCAUCCAAUGCCUUCGUUUGUGCCACAUAAUGUGCCGCGUGAGAAGGUGCUGUAUAUGCCUGCAACAACAGAUUGGUUGGAUGGCUUGAAUAAGCCGCUGGACAUAUGGGAUACAGGAUACUACGGUCACCUUUACAACAUCAAAUGCCGAUCAGAGCGAAUGACGGAGCUGCAGUGGCCAAGAAGGAAAUACAUUAUCCAGGUGUCCCGGUUCGAUCCAGCCAAGGGGCUGCCAACUGUCGUCGAUGCGUACGCGUGUUUCCGGGAGCAGCUCGAAAAGCAUGGAGGCAUCAGUAUCCCUCAGCUCGUCAUUUGUGGCAACGCUUCCGUAGACGACCCCGACGGUAUCGCUAUCUAUGAUCAAGUCAUGACCCAGCUGGAAACUAAAUAUCCUCACCUUUUGGCCGAUGUGAGCGUCAUGCGCUUAGACCCUUGCGACCAGCUGUUGAACUGCCUCAUGGCCAACGCCCACGUCGUCCUCCAACUUUCGACGUAUGAAGGCUUCGAAGUGAAAGUCUCUGAGGCACUCCACGCGGGUCGCCCUGUGAUCGCUUCGUUUGCAGGUGGAAUUCCUCUCCAAGUCAAAGACAAGAUCAAUGGAUUUCUCGUCCCACCAGGCGAUUGGAAGGCUGUCGCAAGCCAUCUGAUGGAGCUGUUUACCGAUCUUAAGCUACACGAGCGAAUGUCCCAAGCCGCAAAGACUGGCGUUAGCGACGAAGUCGGCACGGUUGGCAACGCUCUGUCUUGGUAUUAUCUGACCUCAAAAUGGGCACAGAAAGGGCCCAAGCUUGAACUGCUCGGAAAUGAACAAUGGGUCAAUGACAUGGCCCGAAGCGAAGCUGGCCAGCCCUAUGCUGAGGGCGAAAACCGCUUACCGCGCAGCUUGACUCAGCUUUAG